Messenger RNA from Siniperca chuatsi (mandarin fish), 3138 nucleotides. It is a transcript of the gene notum1b, whose product is annotated as notum, palmitoleoyl-protein carboxylesterase b. The transcript has 11 exons. The record is from RefSeq and is a predicted model, not a curated record. Bases 375 to 1943 code for a protein of 522 amino acids. Gene Ontology annotation, molecular function: hydrolase activity. Lineage: Eukaryota; Metazoa; Chordata; Actinopteri; Centrarchiformes; Sinipercidae.
GGGCGGGGGGGGGCUUCAAAUAAAAUUCCACUUCGUCUCAGCUCAUGAGGACCCGAACCGAGAGCCAACAGGUCGUCAGUGAAACAGGGCUGAACGAAUGAAUUGAGGGACUAAUGCGUAAUAACGAUUUUAGGACUGAAAUGAGGUGGGAACCGCACGUGCAUUUGGGAUGAAUUUUAUACCAGCUCUCCAUCUCUGAAGGCACCAUGGAGAACCACUACCUGCGUUCAUUGUGCACACCUUCCAUGAGCUUCCAAGAGGUCUCCGUGCGUUUUCAAAUAACUUUUCACUUUUCUAAUGACUCUUAGGACAUGGUGUGUUUUAUUCACGUCCCUUGCACACACUUGAGAGACGCUUUACAGUAACAAUUAGACAUGCAGAGCCUUGGUGUGGUGAGAUGCUCGGCCGGUCUGUUCGCGGUGCGCUCCUGCUUGCUGCUGCUCUUCAUCCACAUGAGCGCACCGGUGGAGGCGAAGAGAGUGCACGGCGGUCGGGCACAAACUCGGCGGGUGCAGCAGCAGCAGCAGCAGCAGCAGCCUCCGGCGUACAGGGAGCGGGUGGAAGGAGCGGAGAGCUUCCCGUUAGACUUUACAGCCGUGGAGGGUAACAUGGACAACUUCAUGGUGCAGAUAAAGAACUUGGCACAGUCACUGUACCCGUGCUCUGCGCAGAAGCUGGAUCAAGACAUGAAGCUGCACUUCUUGAAGAACAUAUCUGUGACUUGCAAUGACGGGUCACCAGCAGGGUACUACAUCAAGGAGUCCAAAGGCAGCAAGAGGUGGCUGCUGUUCUUAGAAGGUGGAUGGUACUGUUUCAACAGGCAGACCUGUGACAACAGGUACGAGACGAUGAGAAGACUGAUGAGCUCCACCAAGUGGCCACAGACCAGAACAGGAACAGGAAUUCUGUCUCCUCAGCCGGAGGAAAACCCUCACUGGUGGAACGCCAACAUGGUAUUCAUCCCGUACUGCUCCAGCGAUGUGUGGAGUGGAGCCACACCGAAGACAGAUCACAGUGAUUAUGCGUUCAUGGGCUCUCUGAUCAUUAAGGAGGUGGUGAACGAGCUGCUGACAAAAGGUCUGGACAACGCCAAGGUUCUGCUUCUGGCUGGAAGCAGUGCGGGCGGUACAGGUGUCCUGCUGAACGUGGACCACGUUGCAGAGCAGCUGGAGUCACAGGGCCACCGAGGGGUGCAGGUCAGGGGUCUGGCUGACUCCGGAUGGUUCCUGGACAACAAACAGUACAAAUUCACAGACUGCCUGGAUACCAUCAGCUGCGCCCCCACUGAGGCCAUAAAGAGAGGCAUCAGGUACUGGGGUGGUUUGGUACCAGAGAGCUGCAGACAGGCUCACGUGGGAGAGGAGUGGAACUGUUUCUUUGGAUAUAAAGUCUACCCCACAUUAAAAAGCCCGGUGUUCGUGGUGCAGUGGCUGUUUGAUGAGGCCCAGCUGACGGUCGACAACAUCCACCUGACCGGACAGCCCAUCCACGAGGGCCAGUGGAGGUACAUACAGAACCUGGGACAGGAGCUGAGGAGCACGCUACGUGGCGUACCGGCGAUGUUUGCUCCGGCCUGUCUGUCACAUGAACUCAUUACUAGAACCUACUGGAUGGGCAUUCAGGUGAAAGGCACCUCCCUGCCCAGAGCCCUCCACUGCUGGGACCGCAGUCUCCACAUCAACCACAUCAACGGUAGCCACAGCAACCACAACCAGCAAAAGCACAAGACCCCACCCGUGAGGGGUUGCCCUCUACAUUUGAUUGACAGCUGCCCGUGGCCUCACUGUAAUCCGUCCUGCCCGACUAUUCGUGACCAGCUGACGGGACAGGAGAUGAGCGUGAUCCAAUUCCUGAAGCACAUGGGCUUCGACGUGCAGAAGAUGGCCCAGCAGCAGGGGAUGGACCCCAGGACGCUACUGGGCAUGCUCAAUAACGGGAACUGAGUUGUUGUUCUUUAAAGUGCAGCAAUGUUAGUGUAGUGUCAGUGAGCCAUGCUGCAGAUAAGAAGGUGCGGAACAUAAAAGACGACAGGAACAUGAAAACAGACCUCGAAUGAGAAAACUGUCAAUACUUCCAGACAUCGUCUCCCAUCAGCAACAAACAAGACUCAGCUUUUGAAAAACUGCACGACACAAAAACUCACAAGUGCCUGAUGAGUUUUGAAGACAAAUACAAUCAAACCAGAAUGUCUGAGCUGUUUAAACACAACAUAUGGGAUCACAUGCUGUUUUAACAUAUAGAGAUAUAUACUGUAGAUAUGCUAUUAUUGUUAGGUGUACACAAACACAAUGACAGGUGGGUACAGUGUGUGUGUGUGUGUGUGUGUGUGUGUGUGUGUGUGUGUGUGUAUAUAUAUAUAUAUAUAUAUAUAUAUAUAUAUAUAUAUAUAUAUAUAUAUAUAUAUAUAUAUAUAUAUAUAUAUACAUACACAUACACAUACACACACACAGUAAAUAUGUACGGUGCAUUAUGUAUGUGCAGUUGAGACUGUCAUGGUGGUAAAUUAAAAUAGUCUGAGUUUUGAUGGGAAAGCACUGGAUUGAAAACACCUCCCAGUUAGUUUUGUGGGGAUUUGGCGCUCUCUUCUGUCGACUCUAAGUAUCACAUUCACAAAUCCAUCAAACGGUGCUGCUGUUUCUACCCUCCACCAAAUAUGCUGCUUUUUCUCAUUUUGGUAAAAUAAUAAUUUAAUGGAUAAUAUGUACUAAUAAAAAAGGUACAAAUAUUAAGAUUAUUACUUUGUUCUUCAGGCUACUUAAAAGUGCUUGUAUAUUUAUUUUUCUACUGAAAAUCUAUUAUAUGUCUUAUAGUCAGACACAUUUAGCUACUGUAAGAGUGUCUCCAUACAUUUUACUUUUUUAUUUGCAUGUUUGUGAAAAAAAAACCCUGUAUGCUGACGGUACAAAUUAGGUAGUUUUUCAGGCUUUUGAGUUUGUAACAAAUAUUUUCUUGUGCUGUAGUAGUAGCAGCACCUUAUAUAUGCACUAAUAAAUACAAAUACAAGCCGAUAUGAUAAAAAGAUAAUUUAAUAAUUACAAAAGUAUGACAAUAAAGUAGUAGUUAUCACCCUAAAAAAACAACUCAAAAAACAAAAUGUAAAAACAAGAAUACAUUUCCAGUAUUAUCAUACUGCAUAAU